Caenorhabditis angaria is the source of this 3053-nucleotide messenger RNA. Lineage: Eukaryota; Metazoa; Nematoda; Chromadorea; Rhabditida; Rhabditidae. The record is from the annotation of a GenBank genome assembly.
AUGGCGAAUUUGAAACGACGUAAAAGUUUAGGAUCUAUUUUAUUCCGCCGGAAAAAUAACAAUACCCGGGGAAGAAGAAUGAGCACAACAUCAAGAAGGUCCGCAUCAAUUUCAUCAAAUCAAUUUGCUAUAGAAUCGUGAGUUAUGGCUUUAAACUUGGGAAACAAAACUUUGGAGAAAAAAAAGAAAAAUAAAUGACUAUCGUAGUUUUUCAAAGAGACAAGAGAAACAGAAAAUGGGUCUCGCCGCGACACACAACAGAAGAGCGAGGGAAAAGCUACGGUAGCAAACAAGUUUGAAAAAAAAUAUUUUCGUUUUUUUUUCUUCAAAUUUUCUAAAUUUUUACACGUUUUCUUUGUUUGAAACACGUGAAAUGGAUCCACCUUCUCAUUUCGAUGUUUAAAAAUGUAUGAAAGUGAUUGGACAUCUCAUUGUUGUUCACCCAUCUCUCAAAAAUCUCCUAUUCUAAGCUGGCCAACUCAAAAAUCAUCGCCAAAGUAUUUAGAGCGUCUAUAAUACUCUCAGGAAUAUUUUCUAAUUCCAGAAAUAGCGAAAAAUCAGGAUGGCUUCAAAAAUGGACAAAUUAUAUAAAAGGAUAUCGCCAGCGUUGGUUUGUACUGGAUUCGAAUGGCAUGUUGAGUUAUUACAGGUUAGUUUUUCCCUCACUCGGGCAUUUUUUUGAGUUACAAAAAAAUGGGAAGUUUUUAAAAAUAACAAAAAAACUUGUUUCUUAUCUGAUUUCUUCUUUUUUUUCGCCCUAGGAAUACAGUAUUUGUACUUUUUCUAUUUAUUCGUUUAUGAGUAAAUAUAAAUAUGUAGUUUGCAAGUUUUUUAUAGGCUGGCUGGAUUCGAAACGUUUUAUGCGUUUUUCCUCACUUCAGCAAACACUUUUUGAAUAUUAUUUUUUGUAAGAAAAUUUUAAUUUUUCAAAUGCAGAAAAAAACGAAAAACAAAAUAUACAGAAUAUUAUUUUGAUGAGACAUCACAGUUUAGGAAAAAAUACAAAAAUAAAUGCAUAUUUUGUAUUUUCGACUUUUUUCUGCAUUAAAAAUAUAUUUUUGCUUCCCGAACAUGGGGCUAAUAACACAACUGAAAAAAACAAUUACCAAAAAUUGUGAUUUUCGUACAAUUUUCGGGUUUCACGAAGUUUUGUUUAGCGCAUCCAGCCUAGUUACUUGCCCAGGCUGAUCUUGACCCGAACAAGAACCUAACCCGGGCUUUUGUGCAGGAUUUGAGCUCGCCCAAAACUAUCAAAAAUUUGUUUCUCGUUUCUAAUUUUAAUUACACCUUUGAAAAUGUUCCAAACAUUCUAUAUUUCAUACAUUCGGUUUUUCCUACACACACAUAUCAUUAUCCAGUUGAUCGAUCUAAUCUUGUCUGACCUCCUCUCCAAUUCUUCUCGCCUUUCCUCCUUUUCUUUUUUUUCUUGGCGAAAAACUCAUCCACCUAUCUACCUCGAUUCGAUUGUAUAACAGUUUUCCUUCGUUUUUUCCAUCUCUCCGUCUCUAUUUACACACACACUCUUUUUUUUGGGCACGAUCAAAUGCAAACGCAUUUAAAUAUUUGAUUAUUGAUUUUUUUUCAAAAAUUUUUUAACAUGAGUCAUGGUUUUUAUUGACCAACGUUUUUUGUCUUGAACAGAGUAUUGUAGUUUGUUUUUUGUUAUCUAGAGUCGCAUAUAUUGAGAGACGUCAAUUCGAGAAAAAAAGUUUGAAGAAAAAACUUCUGGAGAGAAUUUGUAGGCGUGGCUUAAAUUCAAACAUCGUAUAGUUCUUUUCUCUAACGUAAGUAAUUAUUAUUUCGAGCCAAGAAGGAGUCUAAAGUUACAAAAACCGUGCGGUAGUUGCAUUUAGGCCACGCCCAGAAAUCUUUUCCAGCGGGAAUUUGAAUUAUUUUCUAUCUAAUUAUACUCGUUUUUUGUCGAUUUCUCUCAUCUCGAUAUCAUUUUGCAGGCUAAUAUCAUUCGCCAUAACAACUUUUUUCUCUCGCUUAUUUCAUCCUCGAAUUGUUUCAUUUUCGCCUCUUAUCUUCUGCUAACAACAUAAAAAAUGUUGAUUUGAUUUGUCACUUAUUCUUUUUCUUCGAUUCGAUUUUUUUUUGUUGCCCGUACUUUUUUUGCCUGAUAAAAAUGGGCGGCGCUAACAAAAAAAAUAAUAUCGAUUCCGAAAAUGAGGGACAUUAUCAGAGAAAACAGUGGAAAUUGCUGCGACGAAUGGGAACAUUGCGUGGACGACUACGAAAAGCGAGGAAGCAUUUCACGGGGUGCGCAUUUCCGGUCAGAAGAAAGACACGGUUUUCGAAUGGAGAUUCGAAGUUUUAUGAUGAUGAAGAUGGAGAAAGUGAUAUUUAUCAAUCUGCUGUUGAUGUCAGGUAUUAUAUUAUUUGAUGUUCUGAAAUUCUGCUCUCUGAAAUCUCUGAAAUAUAUAGUAAUAUAAAAAGGGAAAAGGGCAACAUUUUCAAUCGAAUUUUUGAAAUAUCUCAUUUUUCUUACAGAAGUCCCAAUGAAGUUGGACACACUUGUCGUGGAAGUGUUAAUAUGCAAGAAGCUCGAUUACUUCUUGACAAAGUUAGUUUUUCCUUCCCCCUAAAUUUAUCUAGCAAAAAAUGAUAAUUUUCAGUCGACAAGUGCAAUUGUGAUAUCUGCAGCAUCUCAAACAUUCCACGUGAAAGCGCAUAAUGAGGAGGAUAAAAAACAAUGGAUUCAAAAAUUGAAUUAUGCACGACAUAAUGCGAUAACAAGAGCUGAGAAUGGUAAGUUGGUCGUAUUUUGUUGCUGAUUAUGGUGGUUGAAGGUAUACGAUUUAAUUUGCCACACAUAAACACCUAUACAUUUCGAAAAAUAUGAAAAAACCAUGAACAAAAUUUUGCAGAAGAAGCUGAAGAUGCUCGAUUGAGUUCUGCUGAUUUAACCAGAUCCGAUGUUCUUUUGAGUUCAACAAAAGAAUUGGUGGAAAAAAUCGAACGAAUCGAAAAAAGCGGUUCGAAUGUGGCGUAAGUUCAGACUGAACUUUUUCCUUCUUUUUCGUUUUGUUAUCUAUCAUUUUUCUAGAUAA